This is a messenger RNA of Nicotiana tabacum (common tobacco), 1454 nucleotides long. Its product is annotated as glucan endo-1,3-beta-glucosidase 14. The record is from RefSeq and is a predicted model, not a curated record. Gene Ontology annotation, molecular function: hydrolase activity, hydrolyzing O-glycosyl compounds. NCBI's taxonomy places the organism in Eukaryota, Viridiplantae, Streptophyta, Magnoliopsida, Solanales, Solanaceae. Gene Ontology annotation, biological process: carbohydrate metabolic process.
AAAAUGUGUUGCCAUUUUUCUUUUGGUACAAAUAUAAACUAAGUGAGGAAAUGGCCAAUUAGAUAUUAUCUAUGCUACUUUUCUCUCACCUUUCAAAAAAAUGACUUACUCCUCUUUAUUCCUCUGUUUCAUUCUUCUCUUUAAUGUGUUGGUAACACAUGCAUUUACAGGAACAUAUGGUAUAAACUAUGGAAGAAUAGCAGAUAAUAUUCCAGCACCAGAAAGUGUUGUAACACUACUAAGGGCAAACAAGAUAAAGAACGUUCGAAUAUACGAUGCAGAUCAUGGAGUUCUAACAGCUUUUAAAGAUUCAGGAAUUCAAAUUAUCAUAGGGCUUGGCAAUGAAUUUCUUAAAGACAUCAGUGUAAACGAAGAUCACGCUAUUGAAUGGGUGAAAGUAAACGUACAACCUUAUCUCCCUGGUACCUUAAUUCGUGGCAUAGCUGUUGGAAAUGAAAUUCUUGGAGGGUUGGACGUAGAACUCUGGGAAGUGUUAGUCCCUGCAGCUAAGAAUGUGUACAAUGCGCUUGAUAAGUUGAACUUAGCGCGUAAAAUUGAAGUAUCUAGUCCUCAUUCAGAAGCUGUAUUUGAAAAUACUUACCCUCCAUCUGCUGGUGUAUUUAAAGAAAGUAUACUUCCUUAUAUGAUACCACUCUUGAAUUUCUCAAGUCAAAUUCGGUCACCUUUUUAUAUAAAUGCAUAUCCAUUUUUGGCAUAUAAGAGUGACCCUAGUCACAUUGAUCUCAACUAUGCAUUAUUGGAGAAAUCGAGUGGUAUAUAUGAUGCAAAAACUAAGUUGCAUUAUGAUAAUAUGUUUGAAGCUAUGAUUGAUGCAGCUUAUUUUGCAUUGGAAAAGGCGGGAUUCGAGAAAAUGCCAGUAAUUUGUUCUGAAACUGGUUGGGCUUCAAAAGGAGAUGAAAAUGAAGCUGGUGCUAAUGUGAAGAAUGCAAGAACUUAUAAUAAUAAUUUGCAUAAAAGGUUGUUAAAGAAAAAAGGGACACCUUAUAGACCAAAAAUGGUGGUGAGAGCUUAUGUAUUUGCUUUAUUUAAUGAAAAUCAGAAACCAGGACCAACUUCUGAGAGAAAUUUUGGAUUGUUUAAAGCUGAUGGAAGUAUUGCUUAUAAAAUUGGAUUUAGAGGACUUGUACCUUCUUCAGCUUCCUCAUCCCAUCUCUCCUCUAAGGACUUUAUAUUACGAGGAGGGUUUUGGAGUUCCCAAUGGUUUAUUGUUGUGACUUGUGUGACAAUGUUACUUCAAUUCAUAGAGUUAUGACCAACCAAAAAUUUAGCCCGCUCAAUUCAUCCUGCACAAAAUAUACUUGCAUAGGCUAAUACAGCUAGGGAGCUCUAAUCGUCCAAUUUUAUGAAGGUCCUUCUUCUUUGUAUAAAAUAGUUGCAAAUUUAUUCAAACUGUCAUUCUUUCAUGUUUAUUUGUACAUAUUUAAUAAAAAAAA